Molecule: messenger RNA, 16098 nt
Organism: Anolis carolinensis (green anole)
Lineage: Eukaryota; Metazoa; Chordata; Lepidosauria; Squamata; Anolidae
Gene: bend4
Product: BEN domain containing 4
Exons: 5
Coding region: 92-1726 (544 amino acids)
Molecular function (GO): DNA binding
Source: RefSeq, a predicted model, not a curated record
UCCAAUCUCCCUCAGCGCCGCGCGGCGGGACUCUCAGGAGGCGCGCGGAGCCACCAUCGCUUUCCUCAGCGAAGAAGAAGGGCAGCAGACGAUGCUGAUGGAGGAGGAGGAGAUGCAGGCGGCGGCGGCGGAAGAGGGCCCCAUCGUGGCCAAGAUCUUCAAGCAGCAGCGCAGCCCGUACAGCGUCCUCAAGACCUUCCCCAGCAGCCGGCGGCCGGCGCUGGGCAGGCGCUACGAGCGACCCACCCUGGUGGAGAUCCCGCAGGUCAGGGCGCAGCACCAGCACCAUGCCUCCUUCCAGCCGCUGCCGCCCGUCGCCUCCUCCUCGUCGUCGUCACUCAGCGAGCACCCGCUCCCUUACCAAGCGCACGGCGCCUUCCGGGGCUCGCAGCAGGGCCAGCCGAGCUCCAGGACGCAGCUGAGGCACCAGGCGGCUCCUGCGCCCUCCUCCUCUUCGGCCAGGUUCGGCCACGGCCACCAGGGGGCAGCAAGUAGUAGCAGCAGCAGUAGCGGCAGCAGCGAGGGAGGCGGCAGCCUGGAGCUCAGCGCAGAGAGUCGUAUGAUUCUGGAUGCCUUUGCCCAGCAGUGCAGUCGAGUUCUUAGUCUUUUAAACUGUGGUGGAAAACUUCUGGACAACAAUCGCUCUCAAGCAUUGGCGUCCUGUGUAAAACAAGAAAGCAUGAGCUUUAACGAAAGACCAGAGCAGUGCCAGCUUGGGAAAAUGGUUCAUAGUCAGACAUCAGACAACUUAGAUCUAGAUUUGCAGUACAUGCAUAAGAAGCAGCAAACCUCUGCUUUUCUGAGAGUAUUUACUGACUCCCUUCAAAACUACUUGCUAUCUGGAAGUUUUCCAUCUCAGAACACUUCUUCCAUGAGUGAUUUUGGCCAUUUGGCAGAUGUGGAUCCACUCUCAACCUCUCCAGUACACACUUUAGGUGGAUGGACAUCCCCAGCGACCUCUGAAUCCCAUGGUCACCCAUCAUCAUCUACACUUCCUGAGGAAGAAGAGGAGGAGGAGGAAGGUUACUGCCCACGGUGUCAGGAGCUGGAGCAGGAGGUAAUUUCAUUGCAACAAGAAAACGAAGAACUCCGACGAAAGCUGGAGAGCAUUCCAGUGCCCUGCCAGACUGUUUUAGAUUACUUGAAGACGGUACUUCAACAUCAUAACCAGCUCAUGAUUCCACAGCCGGUGGAGCAGCCUGCAGAGGUAGUGUGGAUGAUGAGGAGAAGGAGGAUGAUGAGAAGUGCCUUUCGAUUGGAUGCUUCAGGGAGCAAACAAUUGCUGACCAACUAUCCCGUCUACAUCACUAGCAAACAAUGGGACGAGGCUGUAAACUCCUCAAAGAAAGAUGGGCGCCGGCUCCUUCGGUACCUCAUCAGAUUUGUCUUCACCACCGAUGAGCUUAAGUACUCGUGUGGCCUUGGAAAAAGGAAAAGGUCAGUGCAGUCAGGAGACACUGGUCCUGAAAGACGUCCUCUGGAUCCAGUGAAAGUAACAUGUCUCAGAGAAUUCAUUAGGAUGCACUGCACUUCCAAUCCUGACUGGUGGAUGCCUUCCGAAGAACAGAUAAACAAAGUGUUCAGCGAUGCUGUGGGACAUGCUCGGCAAGGUCGUGCUGUGGGGACAUUCCUCCAUAACGGUAACUCAUAUUAUGAAGGGAUUGACCAGCACGGUUCCCAAGACGACCUCUUCAAUAGAGGCAUUCAUGAUGGAUCUGGAGACUGAUGGCAAAAGGGUGAAAGUCAGUGUCCACCUCUGAAGAGUCGGUUUGUGUGUUCGGUGUGUUUUAAUGUGACUUGAGGAUCCAAAGCAUGUUCGGACUUUUGUUUAAUCCAAGGCCUUCCUGUGAAAUUUCAUAGGAUCUAAAACUUAACAUGAGGAAGUUGGCCAAUUUCUGGGCAGUAGAACUUCAGACACUAGAUCUGGGAUUCAACCUUUCCAAAAAAGAAAAUCUAUUCCUUAAAGAUUAGGCUGGGUGCCAUCUCUCUUGCACAUUCCUUUUCUGAGUGAAGGAUUUGUAUCCUGCCCUCUUCCUAUCUUAUUUAAGUAUAUGUAUCAUUAUCUGAGCUUCCAUCUGUUAAUUUAAAGGAGUAUAUCCCAGAUACAGAUUUGCUGACACACCUGCUCUUUUUCAAAGCUUAAAUUUGAAAACCCAUCUCACAUGAAAAAAGCCCAUCUAUCUCACAGUAAUUGCCAAGCCUUCAAUAGUUCCAUUCCUCACAUACAUCCAUCAUUUCACUUUAUUCUGUGUUCCUGUGCAGUGUGUGCACAAUGGUAGCUGUCUUUUAUGAUCUAAGAGUAAAGAAAGGAAUGGGCAUCAAUAAAAUUUCUUUAAAACAGGGAGGUAUCAAAAUCAAGGGUUGUGACGCUUUUUUCAUUUUGGCCAUUUUGUAUUUUUUUAGUCAAUACAUUAUUUAUAUUUGUGAUCUAAGAAUGCUAGGACUAAUCUGUAAUGUUUUCCUUUACUAAUUAGAUUAGUAAAUCGCACUACUGUUCCAUGAAAAAUAGCUUGUCCUUUUGAAAGCUUGCUCUAUUGCUUUAAAUAUUUUAUGUACAAUCUUGUUUUUAACUCAUGCCACACUUCUUUUUUAUGCACAGGUCCCUUCAUACACUUCUCUCAGGCAUGCUUACAAACAUGGCAGGGAACAGAUUUUAAGUUGGUAUUUUCAGCUAAAUGAAGGCAGGUCAAUAAUACCGGGGAUGGGGGUAAUAACACUACAAACCUGUUUCAUUGUUUUGGAAGUCUUUGCAUGUUCUUCCUCUGUGCAGGGAGAGUGAUUUGAGGCCCUCUGUUGGAAUACAUUCCCCACCCACCCUGUAUUAUAGCAUAUACCUCUGGUAGGCUUUAAUGUGCCAUUUUGUUUUUGUUGCAACAACGCAAUCAACAUUUUGGCAACACCUGUACAAUGAUCUAGGUUCCCUGUUGCCCUGAGAAAACAGGUUCUGCCCAGUUGCCUAUCCACCUGAAAUUUCCCCAGUUCCUUAAGUAGCCCCCACCAUGACACUUUUGAUCCAAGAAGAUUCCCAUUGGUUUUUGCAAAAAAAAAUUUGUGAGCCUUCAAGUCUUUCAUCAAUUUCUCAAAUGUUUCCUGUUCUUGAUAGCAUUUAUUUGAAUUAAGUAUUCUCUCAUUUAAGUUUUUAAAGCAUCCCAUACAAUUUGUAAAUCUGUUCCUUUUUUAUUUUGAAAUAUUCCUUAAUUUAUUGUUGUAUGAAUCUCUUUUUUUCCGCCUUGCAACAAUAUGUUAUUGAGUUUCCAUGUUGCAGAUUUGUUCCCAUUGUAAAGGGUCAUCGCUAUUGGAUUAUAAUAUGAUAAAAUUCAAGGAUUAACUUCUAUGUUUGCUACCAAUUUUGUUAAUGAUUUUGUAACAAAAACAUGUCCAAUCUUGCAAAUGAGUGAUAAGUAUAGGAAUAAAAGAUAAAUUCUAUCUCUGAUCCUUUCUUAAGCCACCAAACAUCAAAUAAAAAAUUACAACAUCUCAAAUCCAGCUUUCAGGAAUAUGCCUUGAUCUUUCAUUUGCUUGGUAGAUUUACGAUCCUGAUGCGGGGAAAGGAGUGAUUUCCGAUCCCCCAUCCAGGUUUUAAAAGGUGCUAAAUUCCUUCAACAAUCAUUCAUAGGAGUCUUUCUUAUUUUGUAGUGGUCCAUAAAGUCCGAACACUGCAAUCUUUUGAUUUUGGUUUUCAAUUUGUACCACCACAUAUCUACCUUCUUCAUCUUCUAGUAUUUUUUACUAGUUUCAAAUAUUCUGCAAUAUAUAAGGCCACUUUGUUAUUUUUCUUUUUAUUUGAAGAGACAAAUACUUGUCCAAAUCUUUUGUUCUUCAAUAAAUGUUGGUGUUCUUUUUAAAAUCUGGUUUCUUGCAAACAUGUCAAAUCUGGAUUUAUUUUCUUUAUACAUUUAAAUAUCUUUCCUUUUUUAAAAUUGGUGAAUUCAAACCCAUAUGUUCCAGGAAAUGACGUUAAUGUUUUUCCGUUUCAACUUAUCCAUCAUACUCUGAUGUAUUAUCUGUAGUUGUAUGUGCCUUCUUUCUUGUCUUUUAUCUACUCUUUCUUCUUUGUCUUGCUCUUUCCUCUCUGUCAGCAGAUUGUUCUCUUUCUUCCUUUCAGCUACUCCAAUCUUGAGCUAAAUCAUCCCGUUUCUCUUCUUGACCUGUCCUACCACUAGCUCCUUCUGAUUCCUUUUCUUCCAAUCUGUAUUGAAAAUUAUCACAAAAUUCUAUUGCUUGUUGCAGAAUAAUAAUCUGGAAUCUUUUAUUAAAAUAAAACGAAAAUCCUUCUAAUUUUUCCCAUCUAUAUAAGAUGUUUUUCAAUGUCCUUCAUAUCCAAAUAAUCAGAUAAUGCCUCCAUUGUCACCCUCCUUGUGUCUUCUUGUGCUUCUUCCUGCAAACCUCGUAUUCUUAGACAAUAUUCUCUCUCUUUGAGAUCUUGGAGUGCUAGUAAACCCAAGUAUCUUUCCGUAUCAGAAAACCUUCCAUCAUCUACAGCCCUUAUUUUGUUACCAAGAAUAUCUGAUCUCUUCUCCAAAUUAUCAACUUGUUCCACAGUGGAUUUCACCUCCAUUGUCACUUGAAUCAGUGACUGUUUCACUGAGAAAGACAAUAACUAAGAAAUCAAUAACCUGUUCAGGUCAUGCAUGCAAGCACCAAUGUCACGGGGUACAACAUACAUUUCUAUUUGGAUGCACAGUAAAACAAGCAGCUCCAUAAUGCUGCAGGUGUGGAUGAAAUGGGCAAACUAUGCUUAUAAAUGGACUAUCAGAAAUUGUUUCUUAGGUAUAAAUAAAACACAUCAUUAAUGAUUAAGUCUUUAUUAAAGAUAUUUUUCUUUAAAGAGCAAAAGCUAAGCUCUCUGGCAACAUAAUCUGAUCUUGUUUUUCUACUCAGAGGUAGGCCAUUACCCACUGACCCCUAGGUAAGUGCUGAUGUCAAACACUUGCUCUCCUCUUUUCCAUUCAGAGUAGUAAGACUUAAAAGGGUAAUUAUAACAUUAUCAUAUCCUUCAUUUUUUAACAUGAGCAAAAAUAUAAUCUGAAUUGUUCAGUACUAUCACUUUUGAAACAUAUACUUUGUAAGCAGCAGGAUAUAUUCAUUGGCACAUGGAUUCCUAUCGGGAAAAUAAAUAUAACCCAUUAUUCAGAAAUUAUAGCAAUUCAGUUCUAGUUGUUUGGUCACAUACUUAACACAUUAGCUACCACACUGCUAAAAUGGUGCAGGUCUCUAUGUUUGUUUCCUGUGGUGUCACUUUUGCAUCACUUGGUAAAAAUCGUCAGAUAAAAUGCAUGAACGUACAUUUGUCCAGAGUAUAAUCUCAUUAUAGUGUAUUUUUGUAAAGGCUCUGUGAAAUCCAAUGUUUGUAUAUGAUGUUAUGUAAAAAUGUUCUUUUUGAAUUAUGCACAUCAAGGGUCAUAUAACAGACCCCACUAAAGCAAUGCCAUUAGGGACUUGCUAAGGCAACGGGUACGUCUAGCUUUGUUUUACUGGGAGGGCUGCCAUCAGAUUCCUUGUAAGCCCCACUUGUACAUCAAAACAUGUAGUUGCUUCCAGAAGUCUUCACCUCAUGGCAGCAUGUCAGAGAAUGAAUUCUAUCUUACAUCAGGCUAGCAAAUGGUAUAGGACAGGACUGUAUGACCCAGAUAUAUCGGAUCUUGGCAGGUACUCCUGGUGUGCAUGAGGUUAUAUCACGAUACACUGACAAUUUAUAGGUGCCAGUGACCUUUUAUUUCCUACCUUAGCAAUAUGUGCCCCUACUGAAAUGUGAGUAGGAGGAGGCCAAUUAAAGGCAUCCACAGUUCUUCCUAUUCCUGCCAUGGCAUGGUACUAUGACAUAACUUCUGCCAUGGGAUCUAGGUCUUCCAACUUAAGUGCAGCAGGAUAAAUCUAUGCUACAGUGGCAUCCACACUAAGUUGGAUAAAAAGCUGUUACUCUGGAAAUAAUAGCUGGUAAUCAUUUGCUGUUGCUUCUAGCGAAGCAGUAAAGUGUGAUAUCUCACAGUGAUGCCAAUUAAUAUCUCACUCUAUAUCAUCAUUAAAUGUUGUACAACAGCAAAACUGUCAGAUCCAACAGCACCAGAAUCUGUCAUGCCAAAAUGUACAGUGUUCCCCCACUUAUCGCGGGGGUUAGGUUCCAGGACCACCCGCAAUAAGUGAAAAUCUGUGAAGUAGGGACACUAUAUUUAUUUUAAUAUUUAUACAUUAUUUUAGUAGUUAUACACUAUUUUAAGUCUUUAUCAACCAAUCAUGUUUUGAUAAAUCACCUCCUUCUCCCGUUGCUGCUUGGGCUCUUUUUCUCUCCCUUUGGCUUCUCCUUCCUCCCUUCCUUAGGCUGUACAUUGUAAUUUUUUAUGAUUUAUAAUAGUCUUUUAGAGUUUAUUAAAAAACCACAAAACAGUGAAUCCACAAAAAGUGAACCGCAUGAGGGAACACUGUAUUCCAAAGAAUCUGAAAGUUUUGAAAAUUCAGUUUCAGUCACAGGACAAGAAUAUCAAGUAUUAGUAUCGUUUAGUUUAAGAAAGUGACUAUGAAAUGAGUUUCCCAAUUUGAAGCUCUUCACCCACACACACAAUUUGAUAGUUUUAGCUAUUUCUUUAGCUUUAUUAGCCUUGAUCCUUUAAAAGAAAGGAUUCUCUGAUAAAUUCCUUUGGUGUAUGUUGAAACCAAAACAGAUCAUCCUUUAGAAUGCCUUUUAUUUCCCUAUUCUAACACAACCAAGGAAUAUAUUCUCUCUGACAUUUAGAAUCUGCAGGACCUUAGAGAAUGUAAUCCUGCUGCCUCAACAGAAUAAAGACUAAGGCACCAAAUAAAAGGAAGACAAUAGAGAUGGUUCUUGGAUUGCUGUUACUAGCUUUAUUUUUUAGGCUGUAGUCUCAUAUUAUUUUCAAGGGAGUAAAUCUCAAAGAUGAACGUAAUUUAUUUCGGAGUGCAGAUUUACACAGUUGGAUUCUUCAAGCAGUCUUGCAAUAAGUUCAGUAAAGAUACUGAUCCAACUUUUUGUUUUAACUGACUGGUCAGUCCACCAUAAUCACUACCAGCCUAAUUCAGAAAGUAGCUGCAAUUCAGAAAGUAACUGCUUAAACUAAGCCCAACAAGACAAAGACCAGAUGAGGCAAUAAAGUGGUCCUUUGAAUUCAGUAUGUAUGGGAUUGUAUAACUCAAGAGUUUCUCAGACUGCUCCUCUAGAUGUUUUGGACUUCAGCUCCCAUAAUUCCGAACAGCUGGUAAAAUGACUGAGAUUUCUGGAAACUCAAGUCCAAAACACCUGGAGGAGUAGAGUUUGAGAAACACUGGGAUAACUGAUUGCUUUCCCCAGAAAGACCUUUGUGCAUUAAAAAGAUAUGCAUAAAGCAUGAGAGGAACUCUUCUGGGGUGUCUCUGUUGUAAUGCACAGUACAUUUUUAAUAAGGGAAAUGCAUGGAAUUAGAUUUCCACACCUACAGUUUGAAAUGAAUGGUACAAUCCAGGACUAGUUCUACCCCCCCCCCCCCCAAUUCCCCUCCCCAAUCUGUUUAUUUUUGUCAACAGUCAAAUGUCCUUCCUGGAUGGUGCUAAAAUGAAGAAGCGUCUUAGUAGGAUAUUGUAUUGCUUGUUUUUCUGUCUUUAAAUGUUAUCAGUAGCAAGUUACCUCAGUCAGGCCAGAAUUUGCCUUCCGUUUUGGGUACCAUGUUCUGUUUGGGCUGCCUCACUCACGCCUCACAACUGGAAGUAUCAAAUUACCUCCAUUCAAACCACAAACAGCACCAUUGCUUCCUUCACAUUUGAUAGGCCAACCGAUCGUUUUUAUUGCAUAUGAAACAGAUAUACUAAUUCCAGUUUCCUUGUGGGGGAAUAUAUCAUUGCCUUAGCUUCUCUGAUCACUAAAUCUUUCUUCCAUUCCUAUAGCAAUGCUUUCAGUGUAUGGUAUCAAUUCUGCACCAACACCAGUGCCAACAUGCCUUUUGCUCUAUUUUCUAUAACAAUAUAUUUGUGGAGAUACUGUGACCAAGAAUUCAUUCCUCCUAAUAUUUUUACUGUUAUAGUGUAAGUUCUAUUAACAAUUUGUCCUGUGUAGAGUAAACAAAAGAUUAGGGGUAGACAAAUACCUGAUUCUGUACAAAGUGAAUAGUGUAAUAUAGGCUAGUAUGUUUUGGUGAAUAUUUCUAUAGGAUAUGUGAAUUGUUUUCUAUGUGAUAUCAGGCCACAAUUUUCUUUUAAGAAAGUAAACAUAAAAACUUUAGAUAAGUUUUUAAAAACAGUGAUAUUUUUUGAUUAUAAAAAACUUUUGUUACUAGAGUUUACUAUUAUCAGGUCUUCACUCUUAUUUAAAAAUUGGGUUUUAUUACCUCAUGCUUCCAAAUCCAUUUGUUCUGUUGCAUAAACAAUGCACAAUAAAAAGUUAUCCUUCGUCAACUGUGGUUUCAAGUGUAUGCAAUUUUGUUUAUUAGGCCGUGAUACAGACAUAAAAUUUGUUGCUGAUCUAGAUUGUCCAACACAUUAUUGCAGUGUAUUUUGUAUUAGAAACUAGAGUUGAUGUGGUCUAUCCAAUGCAAUUUUCUGAAUCAACAUCCCAAAUAACCAAACCGAAUCUAAAGUUGAUCAAAAACUGAUUUGUAACCCUUUUGGUACUAAUGUUGGAAAGUGGGCCCUGGUCAAAAAAAGGUUGGGAACCACUGCAUUACUGUGAUCAAAGUUUGGGAUUUACUUCUUUAAACAUGAAUUUGUUCUCGCUAAUUUCUGUAAAAAAAAUCUGAAUUGCUGGGAUUUAUUUAAGUGUUGAUUUACCAUACAUCAAUCGAUUCAGUAGACAACUUGAAGACACACACACAUUCUGUUUGCUGCUUCAAAGCUGUAAGUUGCUAAAAUACUUUUUUAGACCAGAAACACCUCUAGGCCACGGUGUCACCCCCUUAUCCCAGCUUGUUACUAUAAUAGUGCUCCUUACGUACCCAUUGCAGGAACUUUGUUAAGAUGAUCAUUGCUUAAAUUCUUCUAACAAUUGCCUCCAUGUCUCCAUCCCAUCUCAUGAACAUAACUUUAGAAGUUUGUCCACAAGUUCUGGCUUUUUCGCUUACACCAAUACUGCCCCAUUUUCUAGUAGGGUAAGACUUAACAUGGGAAAGGAGGUACACAGUAAAUUUCACAAGGAAUUAAGGUGCCAUGGUGUGAUAAAAUGUAACCUUUAAUCAUCUUGUUUGAAUGGCUUUUUAUCCAUAUUGCCUGGAUUAUUUAGGACUAAGGAUAAACAUCCACUGAAAUUUACACUGAUCAUACCCAAUAAGCUUCCAUAUCGUCAGUACACUAGAUGAGUGUUUUUGGCUAGAAAUGUACAUUUUGAAGGUUGGCUUGAUUGCUUUAGGAGCAGAAAGAUUAGGGUGCUUUUAUAAAAAAAAAGUAUUACAUAAAACAACUCUUGUUACAUCCAACAAACUGGUAAAGCCAAGACUAACAGCUGCUAAUCUGAUUUAUAGUACCAGCCACAAUUUGACUAUAAAAUUGGAGUAGCGGUUUUUCACUGGCAACUCAGAACAGUAUGUUAACAUAUUUUGAAAGGAAAGCUGCAUUAUCAUAGGUACCAUCAGUUUCCAUCCAGUCUCCAGAAUCGCUGCACAUAUUUGCAUCCAGAUGCAUUCAACAUUCAUUCAUUCAACAGCAUGUAUGUAGUUGAACAAACCUUACGCAUUCUAACAUCCCAUUUCUCAGGGUCUGUGAAAUCCUCUGCACCUAACUGCCAAACUAGAAGUUCUUCAGACCCUUGGUGAUAUCAAAACAACCCAGUGGCAUCAGGACAACUAAGGGCAUCACUAAGAGUAAAGGCUUUCAGUGCAGUUUCUGAAUUCAGUCAACAAAAUACUGUGUUGGCUUCGUAUGGGGCCAGCCCCUUUCAUACAUCUUUUAACCUUAAAAGAAUGACAGAUUAGAGCCACAGGCUCCGACAAACAUUCUCCCCUAUUGUAAUGGAAGACAAGUUAAGGGGAAGUGAACUCCCAGCAUCAGGAUCAUUCAGAAUCUGCGCACAAUGUGUUCAAAUGUCACUAAAGCUCCCCAGUGCCUGUUGAAUGCUCCAAAUGUGCCAGUUGUACCAAACUAAUCUGUCUGAAGAUUGUGUUCAACAAAUACUAUUAGCCUCUUUCUCAGGCUUGUUUCUUUUCCAUUAUGAUUGAUCUCAUUCAGAGGUAGAUAUUUUAAUCUUUUGAGAAACUGUAAAAUUCCUCAUGCCAAAGGCAUGAUGAACAAUAUGGAAAGUGACAUCGGCAUCACAACAUCCCAAUUGGCCCAUUGUUUCUUACCUUUAAUUAUCCUUGUCAUUUUUUUAAACUUUAAUUUAUGGCCACAUCAACAAUCUCUUUCACAGUGGAAAACAAAAUUCCCAAGGAAGUAUAAGUGCUUGAGUACUUACCUACUGGUGGCCCUAAAAAAGACAGGACAACUUGAUGGCACCUUUUUAUGAAUGGGGUGUAUGGAGAAGUGUUCACCACACUAAUCUAGUGUGGAUCAGUAUUUCAUGGAUCGAAGGACAGAUGCUCCAAAUGCCUCAAAGCCUGCCAUUUCUUAGAACUUUGUAUACCCUACCUUAGACAGGUUGAUCUGCUCUCACAACUUGAAAAUCACUGUGUAAAAUUUCACAGAUCAGAAUGCAGUUGGGAAAACUUCUAUUCUUCAAAUAUCUUAUACUAAAAACCCCACCAUCCCUGCUGGCAGGAAUUUAUGAGAGUUGAAAUCCAGAACAUCUAGAGUGUUAAAAGCUCACCUCAGAAGAUCAGAGGGACAUAAUAUAUUUUGGAAGACCCCUUCAGAAGUUUUCUCUACAAAUUUUAGACUUUGCUUUCAAAACAGAGGAAGGCAACUCAUGGCAGUUAGAACACAAUGCUUGGUUAUAUAAUUUUAACAAAUAUGUAAGAUACUGUCCAAAGCCAAAUUUGCAUGUACGGUAAAUCUAUAAAAGACCUGUUCACACUAACCUAACUGUGCCUGCACACCUACACAAGGAAUCUGUGAUCCAAAAGAUGAACCUUUGAUAGUCUUUCAGCGUAUUUGUCCUUCUUGUAAGCCACAAUGACCAUUUGCAAGCUCACACAAAGCACACCUUAGGUGGAACUGAAUUCCACUAAAUGUCCCAGCAACAGUGCUCUCGAGCUACGGCUUUGCAUGUCGCAAAUAUGGCCCUGGGGCAAGCAGGUAUCUUCAUGUGCAUAAAGAACCUCCCAUGUAUGUAAACUUGCACAGUGUUGUCUGUUAGACAUAGCUUGAGGGCAGGAUCCAACGACAGAGAAACACUGACUAAUAAAUGGCCCUAAACGACUAAAUAUAGAGUAGCUUCUUUACUUUUAAAUGUACGUAACAAAACUAUUGUUACACGCUAAUUACAAUAUAUACAUCCAACACAUGCAGUUGUCAAAACUCAUUCUAUUUAAAAAUGACUGUUAAUUCCAGAAAUGACAUUUUAUACUUUCCCAACACUUGACAGAUUUUGCUCUCCAUAAUGUUUUUAAUAUAAAAUCAUCACUGAUACUAUAUAUCUCUUUCUGGGGCAGGGCUCCAUAUCAAUGUUUGACUGUGCCAUCAAGGGUACUUUGCAUCACUGAGAAAUCUGGGUAUUCAAAGUCAUCUGAAUAAGCGACACAAAUCUCGUUAAAGUGCUUAAAAUAUUUUACUUGCAAAGCAAGUUUUUCCACUUUCCGGUUCUGAACAGUUGGCUCACGGGUGCGUGUCCAUCAUAUAGAAGCAGCAAACUCUUAACAUGCAUCAAUGAAUGAGCUAUCAUAGACCCAAUUUCUCAGACAGCAUUCUGUUCCUUCAAAACCUUUUUUAGGGGAGUAAAUCCACACAUUAAAUGUUAAGCAACUAUGGGAUGUAUGUACACGUCUUUGUGAACCAGUUCACCAAAUUGAUAACAAAGACACGGGUCCCCCUGGACCUCCUUCCUUCCAAGAACACUUCCCUUUGACUUUGACUCCAAAUAAACAAAGCUCGGAAAAGUAAAUUCUGAAUAUUACAAUUCCCAGAAUCCCCCAGGCAGGACAGGCACUAGCCAUGCUGGCUAAACGUUCCUGGAGAUGCUAGACCAAAACAAAACCCCCAAACUUUUCCAAGCUGUGCUGAAAAUUUCCAGAUUGUCACCCAAGUGAAAGCAUUUGCAGUUUGAUUUCCACCUCUCACAGGCUCCCCAUUGGGAACAGCGUUCAGAGCCCAAGCUGUGAACUUGCUGCUUUACAAUUCCUGAAAGCAACUGUCACAUUCAAUGUGACUGUUUUGCUCCCUGCAGGCAAGUUUCUCGUGCGGUAACACUUCAUUUACCAUUCAGGACUAAAGAAGCUGUACCAGUUAUAAAUAAAUUAAAUAUUCUAAACUGGCUUCCAAGCAGUUGCUUUGAGUUCCUUUAGUGCUAUUGUAAUGGUAUUUGACUCUUUCCCUUGAAACAUGAGAUCAUUACAUGUUGCUUUCGACGCACACAUACACACCAGUUUCAGAAACAUUUUGCUGUUUGAGACAAACAUGACCGAGGCCCUCCUGAGAGAAGACAAUUUGCUGCACCAUUCUUUUAACUUGCUCUAUUCCUACUACAAAGAACCUCAAGGCUUUUUAGACUAUCUUGUAUGUUCUACUCUGUAUUUCUUCCUGCAUCUAUAAAUAUGUCACAUGUGUCAUAGAACAAAGAAAAAUCAGAAGAGCAAUGGGUGUUCAGAACAAGCAAGGAUAGCAAAUGUUCAUGUUUUAGAUUCUGACACUAUAAAGUUAGCAGUUAAAAGGUCAGCAAGUAGAUUUUAUAAAAUCAACUACGGUUUGAGAAGGAAAACAAAAGCUAGACACAUGUCUAUAAAUUAUUUUGAGAACAUCCCUGUUGCCAUCCUGCAGAUACUCUCAGAAUGCUUCAAGUAGCAAUUGCAACUUUAGUCCACGAGGUUUAAAUGCCUUUCCGGGGACCAGUGCCUUGGUAAACUCACAUACCAACACUGCCUUGACCACAAGGACAGAAAUUGCAUAUAUUAUCACAAUUUGCAAUGCUAAUGUAUGAAAUGAGACAUCAGUUAGGUCAACUUACUUACAUCAAUUCUUUGCAGCAAUUCAACUUGCUCUAGAACCAUGAAUGGCAGUUAAUAUACGAAGUUGACAAAAAUAACCAAAUAUACCAAAUUAGCUAGAUUUUCACCUCAUAAUGCUGAGUCUAAAUCCAUUUGAAGGGGGAAUGCAGGCUUGUUUAAAGGCUCAUGAAGAUAUCUUCAAGAUCCCAAACAAAUGCUCAAAAAAUAGCAGCCGUAGGGGAACACAAUGUGCAAACAAGAUACAAAAACUUGAAGUAGGGCAGUAAACACAUAUAGUGUGUAUUUGUAGAAACUGACAUUUCAAUAACUUAUUUAAAUUUAAAAUUUCAAGUCCCAAAUAUUAAUUUCUAAUACAAAUUCACAAAUAACGAGAGGGGAAGCAGCUGUCCUUGGAAACCAGUCCGCAGGAAACCCGUUGCUCUUCUGGAAGGAAAAAAAGAAGUGGGGGGGGAACAACCAGCGCUAAAACCUGGAGGUUUAAAUGUAGUGAUGACUCAAGAUCUCUCCGGCUUCAGGAGCUGCUCUGUCCCUAAACACAGCUGAUCCAGAAGAGAGAAGUUCAAAUGAGGCUUCCAUGAGGCUUACAAUAUUUCCAGAUCUACGUGCCGCACCUCAGGAUUCCGUUUCUGAAACAAAAUUGAUCACACUUUUAAUAAACAGACAGAAAGAGCACUGACGCAUUAUAACCGAUGAAGUGUUGGCUGGGAUAGAACCAGGGUUCAAAGUUCUGUUCAAAGCCCCUCUUGGUUAAUUAUAACACAUAAUAAUUAUAACAAAAUCAUAACACAUCCAUCCUCAUCCCCUCUACCUGCAUUUCAACACAUACACACACUUCCUACUACAAAGAUCAUGCCAAUGUGACUCUGAGGAUAGUAGGACUGAGACGGUCUCAAUAAUUGACCAGCCUGAACCCAAUUCAUAUGCUUACAGGCCAUAACCAGCAUUUUCAAUCAUGCUCAGUAAUAACUUACGUUGCUAUCAAGUCUCAACUACUAGACCCAUUAAAUCACAUUUUAAUUCUCAAUUCAACAUGUUAUCCAAGAGAUCUACUACUGGGACAAACAAAGAAUAAGGAUUUAAUAAACAAAAACCUUUAUUACUCAUGUUAUGUGCCACAAGACUUGAAAUAGUCAAAACUUGGCAAAAAAAAACUAGAUAAAAAGAAUUGUUUAUAGGGCCACAACACUAGUGGAAAAGCUAAUUUAUAAGCAAAUAUUAGCAAAAGGAGAGCUAGAAGAUCUAUUUGAUAAUACUAUGUAAAGAAAUUUGAUUUAAAAAAUCUGUUCCUAGUUUGAAAGUAUUAUUUCCUCUCUAGUUGUGCAGUACUUACUUGGAAAGCAGUUGUUAUACUCCAGAAACUUCGCUUUUGUGACUACCAUUUUUUACCUUUCAAUGUGCCAUUUUUAACCUUUCAUAUGCCAUUUUAAUCUUUUGUGCAGACCACAAAAACCAAGUUUUUGCAAUUUCAUAAACUUUCUCCGUGCUUUUAAUGAUAUAACCAAUUAGAAAAUAACAUUUAUAACCCCGUAACAAAAAUCCUAUUACAAAGUGUAAUACAUGGAAGCCAUUUAUUAGCUUUGUGUGAAAAACUAAUGGCGAACUCAAACUACCAAAUGAUCAAGAAAGACUUUGGAUGAACAAUUAGAAAAUAUAAUAAUUAUUAUAAUUAUUAUAAUAAAACUGUAUUUGUUGUAGUUGGGCCAAGGGGCAGUAAUGGUUCUAUGGGUGAAACAGCUAGAAGGAGAAAAAGGGCUAAUAGAGAGCAGGUGCUUGAUGAAGAACAACAAGUAAAGCUGGUCCGGGAAAUACUUAUGGCUCCUUCAGAGAAUGAAACGUUUUAUGGAUUUUCUAGUGAUGAGGAGUCCAUACUAGAUGAUGAUUUCGCAGAGAGUAGAGGAACUAAAAGGUCUACUCGAGAGCAGGAGUCAGAUGAGGAAAGAGAAAGGAAAAAGAUCCGGGACAUACUCACUGCUCCCACGGAUGAGGAGACUUUUGAGGGAUUCUGUGGGAAUGAUGGGUCUGGGAGUGAGAUGGAGAGUGGUGACUGGACUCAAGUGAAUGUGAAUGAUGAGCCAGCCCAUGGGGCUGCAUCAGGGGAUUGGCAAGCCUCUCAUACUUCUGGGACAUGGGGAGAUCUAAGUCUUGAACAGAGAUGGAGGGGCUGGAGGGAUGGGAGGCAAGGGUCACUAACAAGAUCAAGAUCAGCUGUGAUUGAUGAGGAAAGGGCGGAGGUUUCAUCAGCAUCAGACUCCGACGAGUAAGUUAAAAGUAGAGUGUGGAGAACAAUUGCUUUGCAGAAGGCAAGGUGUCGUUUUGGGGACAUUGCUUUGUACAUUCCUUGGGUCCUGGCUGUACAGCUUCCUGAUAAUCCAGAUUGAAUCCUGCUUCAGUGUUCCUGGCUUCUGACUCCUGUUCAGCUCUUGACAACGACGUUCCAGUUUGGCGUUUGUUUUGGCAUUUCUGCUCCAGCAUUUCCAGUUGGGCGUUUGCCUUGGCGUUUCUGAUCCAGCAUUUCCAGUUCGGUGUUUGUCUUGCCGUUUCUGCUCCAGCGCUUCCAGUUUAGCGUUUGCCUUGCCGUUUCUCCUCCAGCGCUUCUAGUUCGGCGUUUGCCUUGGCGUCUUUGCUCCAGCACUUCCAGUUCGGCGUUUGCCUUGCCGUUUCUGCUCCAGCGUUUCUAAUUCGGCGUUUGCCUUGGCGUCCCUGCUUUGGAGCUCAUACUUCGGCUCUUUCCGGCUUCUGAACCCGGUCCAGCUCCUGACCUUCGUCUGUGCUUGCUCCAGGCUUGGCGUCUCCAGUUUUCUACCUUUAGUCUUUGAAACUUCGGCCUGGCUUCGACUACAAUUCUGCUUGCUGCCUUUUGGGAGCGUUUUGCUCUUUUCCAGCCCUUUGCACCACAGCGUUGAGUGGCGUCAGUUCUGGUAACGUUUCUGUUACAUUUGCUGUGGAUUAUCAAGCCAGAUAAUCCGGUUUAUCCUUUUGUUCUUGCUUUUGACUCCUUUUGAACUAAGACAUUUACUUUUGAAGAGAAACACUGCAGUUAAGUGUUUCUGAGUUUAAAAUAUCAUUUAAUAAACAUUUAAGAACUUUC